UAUAUAAUGUCAGUACAUAUGUAACCGUCGCGGGAAGUAAACGUGCGAUAAAUUAUGUGUAAUUUUCGUAUUUUGUUUUACAUUUGAUUAGCCUGGAAUGGAAUCUGUGGUGUUUUGAAUUGCAUCUGUGAACUUUCUAGAAUAUUUUUUGUAAUACAAUAUUAAAAUGGCAGAUGAAAAAAGCGAUGCCAAGCCCUUCAUUAAAAAUGGAGUUAAAGCUACAAUUACGAAAACGCCAGAAAAGCCACCAAAGGAGAAACCAGGGAAAGAAGGAAGAGGGAAGGCUUUUAAGCAAAUAGUCGCGGCUUUGAUUGUGAACUUGGGAACUAUUAAUACCGGUAUGGCAUUUGGAUUUUCCGCGACGGCGCUGCCGCAACUGAAGAGUGGCAAUUCGACUAUGACGAUUACUGAAAGUGAGGCCAGUUGGAUUGCCAGUUUAAGUGCAGUGGGUACACCAAUAGGCUGUAUUCUAAGUGGUUAUUUGAUGGACAACAUAGGCAGACGACGGACUCUCAUAUUCACUGAAGUGCCUCUUAUAAUAGGAUGGAUCAUCAUAUCCUUCGCUCAGAAUGUUGUAAUGAUUUAUAUUGGUCGCUUGUUGGUGGGCCUCGGGUCUGGUAUGGUCGGCGCCCCAGCCAGGGUGUACACUUGCGAGGUAUCUCAGCCUCAUUUGAGAGGAAUGUUGGGAGCCAUGGCGUCUGUCGGCGUUUCUACUGGUGUUUUGAUACAGUACAUCAUAGGCAGUGCAACAUCAUGGAACAUCUUAGCUGGCGUGAGUGCUAUCGUACCUAUAAUAUCACUCCUGGGUAUGUUUGUUCUUCCGGAGACACCGAAUUACCUGCUAACUCAAGAUAAGACGGAAAAGGCUGAAAAGUCCCUUUCGAAGCUUCGAGGGUCCACAUGCAACCUAAAUGAUGAAAUACAGAAAAUGAUUUCGUUUAAAGAGAAAAAUCACGUUGAACCGUUGAAGUCAACUCGAGAAAUAGUAAAGGCGUUACUCGCGCCAUCGACUCUGAAGCCGUUUGGAAUAUUGGCGUUGUACUUUUUCAUCUACCAGUGGUGUGGUGUUAAUACCAUCACCUUCUAUGCCGUCGAAGUGUUUGAGGCAUCCGGUGCGACGUUAGACAAGUAUUCCUUAACGAUAUCGAUGGGAGUGCUUCGAGUAAUCUUCACCGUCGUAGGAUGUAUUUUGUGUAGACGAUGCGGAAGGCGACCUCUUACAUUUGUAUCCUCUCUCGGGUGCGGUACUGCAAUGGUGGUACUAUCAGUGUACCUGUAUUACGUGCAGUACUGGAAGGACAAUAAUCUGCCACCACAAUAUUCAUGGAUCCCAGUGGCCAGUAUAUACCUUUUCAUGAUAUUCUGUACCCUGGGAUUCCUCAUCGUACCCUGGAUUAUGAUUGGCGAGGUCUAUCCUACGCAGGUUCGUGGCAUAGUCGGUGGUUUGACGACGUGUGUGGCUCACAUGUCAAUAUUCACUGUGGUCAAAACAUUCCCCUUACUUAAGCACUCGCUUAAUGACUAUGGGACUUUUGGCCUGUAUGGAGCUUUAUCACUUGCCGGCACCGCUUUCUUCUAUGUAUUUUUACCAGAGACAAAAGGCAAAACACUGCAGGAAAUCGAGGAUUAUUUCUCUGGAAGAAUUAAGAGCUUAUCCGGGAAGAACACACAGACCGAAAUUGCGUAGUUGGACAGCAAUGUACAGAAUUAUUAAGACCACGAGUGAGUUAACAUUAAAUGUUUGAAUGAUUUCAGCGCCAUCUAGUGGUCAGAUUUGGAACUAUUUCUUGUGGGUAAAUAGUACUGAGUAAUGGUUAAAUUGUGAUUGUCGUACCAUUCAUAUUUACCAAAAUAUAAUGCUUCAUAUUCUUAUUCGUAUCGUAAGUCUGAAUCGCGUUUUGAGUGCUGUCAAAUAUGCCAAAAAAAAACGGUUUAAGAUCUCUCGAAAUAAGAUUUGAUUGAAUUUGAAAUUAAAUUUUGAUUGACAUUCUAGCAUAUGGAUUAUUAAGAUAUUUACAAAAUAUUGAACAUAGUCACAGAAAAGUAUCUGCUCCAUGCCCAUGGAUUUCUGAACAUGAAUUUUGCAUAAAUGUUGUAAUUUGAUAAACAUUUGGUCAAAUUACAAUAUAUAAAACAGAUUUUUUCAUAUGUUAAUAUAAUAUAAUUAUGUGCCUUAUUAAUACAUGUUUUAUAAAAUUAAAUACUUUUAAUAAUUUAAAUUAUUUAUUCUGAAAUUAUGCAUGCGAUUUCUACUAAACUGUGAUAACAUUAUAUUACCUAUCUUAUUUUAGACAGACAUAUAUACCAUAGUGCCUAGUGCCGAUUAGGAAAACGACGUCGGAAAAUACGUCAAAUAUAGAUAAAAUAAUUUUUGCGUAAUUUUUUUUAGGCCUGACAAAAAAGUAUUUAAUCUCCGCGCAGUGCCUAUUAAUACUGGCCACUAAAAAAAGUAAUGGGUUUAUUUUAAUAAUUGUAUUUUCAUCGUAGGUGUAGUUUAUGUAUCACACGGAAAGAAGUACAAUUUCAUUCGGAAUCGGUCACCUUUACUUGAUGAACUAUUUAUAUCAAUUAAUAUUACACAGUUUUAACUAUUAAAAGCUUGUAUUGUUGUCUAAUUAGGUUUACUCUGUGUUAAAAAGAGAUGCAUAUGGUAUACAGUAUAGUUAAUUCCUACGAUUGUGCCUUAUACAAAAUACGUCCAGGAUAAUAAACUUAUUAAUAACGAAACGAAAUUUUUCAUAAAAUCGGUAGUAGAGUUGUCGAUAUUUUUUAAUGCGUAUUAAUUUGCUUUUGAAAACGAAAACAAUAAAAAUACUUUAGGCAAAAAAACGUUUAUUUGAUUUGAUACAUAUAUAUAUAUAUAAAUAAAUACAAACACAAUCACUUUAAUUAAAAAUGGGGCUCAACUCAACUAUAAGUUGUCACAAGCAACACUGAUUUCAGUGGGCUCUUACUACCUUGGAGUAACAGCUAUAUAUACUGAACAAAACUAAAAUUUUAGCAAUUAAAAUAUUGUAUUAUUCCAAAUUCAAAAUCAUUUAUUCAUAUAGGUAAGACAAUUUACACUUAUGAACGUCAAAGAAAUAUAUAUUAAAAAGCUUCUA
Messenger RNA from Pieris brassicae (large cabbage white), 3104 nucleotides. RefSeq names its product facilitated trehalose transporter Tret1-like (gene ST5). The coding region runs from base 167 to 1687 and encodes 506 amino acids. The transcript has 10 exons. Gene Ontology annotation, biological process: carbohydrate transport; transmembrane transport. Gene Ontology annotation, molecular function: sugar transmembrane transporter activity. NCBI's taxonomy places the organism in Eukaryota, Metazoa, Arthropoda, Insecta, Lepidoptera, Pieridae. Gene Ontology annotation, cellular component: membrane. The record is from RefSeq and is a predicted model, not a curated record.